UGCAGAUGUCCGCUAAAGUUUUUCAGUCGUCGAGUGAACGCACCAACAAAACCAAAACCCAAAACGCAUUAUUAACCGUGAAAAAUCGUCCCGAGAGGUCCACCUGAACUCUUGAAAAACCGCCAACAACAGUAAAAAACAGGUGAAUCCGCGACUUUUCCUCGUUUUAACGUGCGAAAUAUGAAGUUCCAGUACAAGGAGGAGCAUCCCUUCGAGAAACGAAAGGCCGAGGGCGAGAAAAUUCGACGAAAAUACCCCGACAGGGUCCCAGUGAUCGUCGAGAAAGCGCCAAAGGCCAAGAUCAGUGACUUGGACAAGCAGAAGUACCUAGUCCCCUCUGAUCUUACGGUAGGUCAGUUCUACUUCUUGAUUCGUAAACGCAUACAUCUACGUCCCGAAGAUGCGCUCUUCUUCUUCGUAAACAACAUCAUUCCACCCACAAGUGCCACCAUGGGCUCGCUCUACCAGGAACACCACGAGGAGGAUUGUUUCCUCUACAUAGCGUACAGCGAUGAGAACGUGUAUGGCCACUAGAUUCCCAGCUAUCCAUUAUGACGCACCAUAUCCCCACAAAUGGAAAAAAAAAUCCACCAAAAAAGGUUUCAGAAAAUAAUCUAGAAUCUGUAAAUUUCCAAGAAUGAGUGACGAAACUAAAAAUGGAAAAAAUCGUAGUCUCUGUAGCAUCAGAAGCUUCAUGAACAUUUCAAAACCCCCCAGAGUUAAAUUAUCCAUUCACCAAUUUUUAUUGAUAAUAAAAAAUUGUUUUUUACUCUUUUCGAUCAUCUCUUGGUCCCAAAAUCUAGUCUCUAUUCAUCAGCAUCGAUAAUUAUUCCAAUUAUCACACGAGAUUGCUCUUCUGUCACUCAUUAAAUUCUGUUGACAAGUAUUUUUCCUCAAUAAAUAAUUAAAUAAAUAGAGGAAUCAAUUAAUUGAUUAAUUAAUUGUUCAACUAAUAACAGUAAUUUAUUUUUAUUAAAUUCCAUUCAAUCGCGAGAAAAAAUUAUCAAUAUCUCUCGUAAUUCAGAAUUGAUUACAAAUUAUUCAUUGAUUGAAUGAUUUAGUUUAAAUUAAUUAGAGAAUUGAAUCACUUCGCUGUCGAAAGAUGAAGGAAAAAUCAUGAAAAUAAUUUAAUGAAAUGAAUAAAUCAAGAUUUCUACGGAUUAAUAAAAGAGAAAUGAGUAGAAUCCAUCGGAAUAUGUGGGUGCAGUCGUCCAGGGAUAAAAAAAUUUUGAAAAUGAAAAAAAAAAAGAUGAAAAAGAUAAUUAAUAAAAACAAAAAAUGAAUAAAAAGUGGCGUGAUAAAUUUUUAUUUCACUAUUAGGCUAGUGUUGCUACUUGUAUUUUCAAUGAAUAUAAUGUUAUCAUUUAGUUAAUAAAAAAAAUGGCGAUUAUUUGAUUGAUAAUUUGAUUAAAGUUCGUGAGUUUUUCUUGCGAAGUAAAAUUCACGCGAUUGGUGAUUUCAAUAAUCAUGAGGGGAUGGAAAGGAGAAUUUUGUUACAUAACAUUUAUGAUGAUUUAUGAUGAAUUGUAUUAAUCCAGUGGAGUUUUGAUUGUGUGAUAAAAUCCAAUUAAUCGAUGUAAACGCCAAUAAAAUGACAAAAAAAGGAUAAAGAGGAGAAAAAAUA
Diachasma alloeum is the source of this 1624-nucleotide messenger RNA. RefSeq names its product gamma-aminobutyric acid receptor-associated protein (gene Atg8a). Gene Ontology annotation, biological process: macroautophagy; autophagosome assembly; cellular response to nitrogen starvation. Gene Ontology annotation, cellular component: cytosol; autophagosome; autophagosome membrane. The transcript has 3 exons. Bases 181 to 534 code for a protein of 117 amino acids. Gene Ontology annotation, molecular function: GABA receptor binding; ubiquitin protein ligase binding. Lineage: Eukaryota; Metazoa; Arthropoda; Insecta; Hymenoptera; Braconidae. The record is from RefSeq and is a predicted model, not a curated record.